GGACGCCACCGGGGAGCAGAUGGAGAGCUCCGCUCUGCUGCUCAGCCUCGGGCCUCAGCUGCCCUGUCAUGAUCCUGCCAGUCUUCCCCUUGUUUUCCUGUGUUUUUUUUUAUUGCUACAUUUGCGAAUGCUUGUGUUAACCGCCCAUCUGCUCUGGAUCAGGUAUUUGCCAAGGGUUUUGUGAUAAUUACUUUGAUAUUUACUUUGUAGAAAUAAAGCUGGUAUGUUUAAACUACUUUGUUAAGGAUAAUUGCCAGCUGUUUACUUACAUGUACAUUUCAUUUAUUUUAAUAGAAACAACACACUACUUUAAACAUGCCCUGGUGAACCUGUAGUUGUGGUAAUGCAUCAUUGGGAAUAAAAUAUUGGAAUUGGAAGUAAGCUUCGUUUGUCUAAUUGGAAAUCAGGCCAGCUUGUUAAGAAUGGUGACUAUGGCUGAAUGUUGCUAUGCACCAAUUGAAAAAGAGUGUUUUCGAGAAAUUCGAGACAGACCACAAGCCAUUAAUAGCCAUCAUCAAGAAAAACCUCUGCGAGAUGUCACCGCGAAUUCAAAGACUGAUGAUGAAGCUAAAACGCUAUGAUUUUGACCUGAUCUACUCACUGUGUAAGCACAUUGUUCUCCCUGAUGCUCUGUCCAGGGCACGAAAGUGAAGCACACAGCGAGAGUUACAGAGACUGAUGUGAAUCUCCAUGUGAACAUAAUCACUGAAUCACUACCCAUGUCUGAUGUGAAAUCCAAGCAGAUUGCAGCUGAAACGGAGAAAGGCCUAGAGGUGAAUGUCAACAGCAUUACAACAUCAGAGCAGAGCUGAGUCGUCAACGGGCUUCUACUCAGAAACAACAGAAUUAUCAUUCCUCAGUCACUGAGAUCAGAGAUGCUGAAAAGGCAGCACGAGGGGCACCUGAAUAUGGAAAAAUGCAAGAGAAGGUCCAGAAUAGCCGUUUAUUGGCUAGGAAUCAAUGCAGACAUCGCCAGGAUGGUCUCAUGCUGUGAGACCUGUCAGAAGCAUCAAGCAAAACAGCCAAAAGAGCCUAUGGCAAUCACAGACCUACCAGAUGAGCCAUGGGAGAAAGUCGGGACUGUCCUGUUCCACCUGGGUAGAAAGAAUUACUUACUGGUGACCUUUCAAACUAUCCUGCGAUGGCGCUGCUUCCCAGCAUGUCUGCUACCUGUGUGAUCAAACACGUGAAGUCAAUCUCUGCAAGACAUGGAAUCCCUAAGAUUGUCUGUAGUGACAAUGGACCAUGCUACAGCUGCAAAGAGUUCCAGAACUUCAAGCACUCUAUAUGCCCAGUCAAACGGUAAAGCAGAGAAAGGAGUUCACAUAGUCAAACAGCUGCUCAAGAAAGCACAAGACAGUAGCUCAGAUCCAUAUCAAGCUCUGUUAAGUUACUGAGCUUUGCCACUUGAACAUGGCAUGUCUCCUUCUGAGCUUCUGAUGGGACGUAGGCUACACACCACACUUCCCUACACUGCAUGACAAAAGAAGCACAAAGAGAUUAAACAGAAACAAAAGCAGCGGACCAGCUGAGCAGACACAUUCAUCACUUGUGCUGAGAAGGUCCACACGACAUGUCGAAGCACCUGACAGGCUGAAUCUUUAAAGCAAAAGAACUGAGAUGUGUAUCCUUUAAAAAAAAAAAAAAAAAAUAAACUCAAAUAUGGACACGUGCAUUGAAAUAGGAAAAAAAAGUAUUACACUUGUAAAAGGUUUGUUUAUGCUGUUGAAAUAAGGAACAUGUUGUUCAUGUGUGUGGUUGAAAAGAAUAGUGUAUUACAGUUUGAAGUUGCUAGAUGAAUAGUUUUUUGGGUAUAGCUUACAUCUAAAGAACAGGGAAUGUUGUGAUAGGAGUUACUAAUACUUCCAACCACCAGAGUGCAACAACAAUUAGUGUUCUUACCUGUAAGCUAAACUUGAUCGUCUUGAUUACAAUCAGAUUAAGUAUAAGACACCACACCUGCUGGAUGUACGUUAGCCGUUACAAUAGUUAAUAAAUAAUAAUUUGUGAUGGACCCAGGUUUCUUCAGUUUAUAUUGGAAACAUUACAUUAUUUGAGUAUUUAAACAAGCUAAGUCAGGGUAUAUUAGGGGUAUUUAAAUAUAAAUCUACAUUGACUGAGUUUGGAAACCAUUAAACAUGUCCAUUGAUCCAAAACCUUUAUCCUGUUUUACUAUAUGACUGCAGUCAGAGAGAUGAUUCCUUUGGGACCUCCAGUCAUGAAGAUCGAAAUGGAGAGGAUGACUGCAAAGGGGGAAGAUUGGAUGAAAGAUGUCAUUCUCUGCUACAGAUGAAAAAAAAACGCAGCAGAGGAGAGGGGAGGGAGGACAGAGACACAUCGGCUGUAUAACAGAGAGCUUUGGUCAUAAAGCUGCCAGGGCUCAGCAGCUUCUUUCCUUCUCUCUCUUGGUGAGGAUGGAGACCCUGGAAGAAGUUGAACUCUGCUUUCCACAAUUCCUCAACGCCUCCUGCAAGAAGACAAAGCGUUCUCAUUUUGAGGUCAUACUGUCUUACAUUAUACUGUCCUCCAUCACUGUGCUCACCACAACUCUGAACCUGAUAGUCAUCAUCUCCAUCUCACACUUCAAGCAGCUCCACACCCCCACCAACCUCCUCCUCCUCUCUCUGGCUGUCUCAGAUUUCUUUGUGGGCCUCCUCAUGUUCUUUCAAAUUAUGCUCAUAGACGGCUGCUGGUUCCUCGGUGACCUUAUGUGUAUUCUUUAUCAGUAUCUAGCAUACAUUAUUACCUCUACCUCAGUAGGAAACAUGGUGCUCAUAUCUGUUGAUCGCUAUGUGGCAAUUUGUGAUCCUCUGCAUUACUCCACCAAAGUCACUCAAAAAAGAGUUCAAGUCUGUGUUUCUCUGUGUUGGAUAUGCUCUAUACUCUUUCAAAGUCUGAUGCUUAAGGAUAACUUGGAACAACCAGGCAGGUAUAUUUCCUGCUCUGGUGAGUGUGUGGUUGUUAGUAACUACAUUGCAGGACUUGCUGAUUUGGCUUUGUCCUUUAUUGGUCCUGUCGUUGUCAUCAUAGUCCUGUAUAUGAGAGUGUUUGUGGUGGCUGUGUCUCAGGCUCGUGCCAUGCGGUCUCAUAUUGUAGCUGUCACAAUUCAGGGUUCAGUGAAAGUAGUUGUUAAGAAAUCUGAGAUCAAAGCAGCCAGGACUCUCUGUGUUGUUAUAUUUGUUUUUCUAAUAUGCCUCUGCCCAUAUUACUUUGCGGUCAUUACAGACCAGGACGCCUUGCUCAGUGCUUCAUCUGCUGCCUUUGUGAUAUGUCUGUUCUAUUUUAAUUCCUGUCUGAACCCUAUAAUCUAUGCCUUUUUCUAUCCCUGGUUCAGAAAAUGUCUUAAGCUCAUUGUUACACUUCAGAUACUGCAGCCUGACUCCUGUGAGGCCAACAUACUGUAGUGAGAGAGAGAAAGAGUGUAGUGACUAAAAAUAAUUUCACUAUGACAAGAAUAUUGUACUUGGCCAUGUUGAGUCAGUGAAUAAAAAGAUAUAAGUCUGUA
Messenger RNA from Siniperca chuatsi (mandarin fish), 3505 nucleotides. Its product is annotated as trace amine-associated receptor 13c-like. Gene Ontology annotation, biological process: G protein-coupled receptor signaling pathway. Gene Ontology annotation, cellular component: membrane. Gene Ontology annotation, molecular function: trace-amine receptor activity. NCBI's taxonomy places the organism in Eukaryota, Metazoa, Chordata, Actinopteri, Centrarchiformes, Sinipercidae. The transcript is spliced from 3 exons. The record is from RefSeq and is a predicted model, not a curated record. The coding region runs from base 2271 to 3404 and encodes 377 amino acids.